This is a messenger RNA of Molossus molossus (Pallas's mastiff bat), 678 nucleotides long. RefSeq names its product HDGF like 1 (gene HDGFL1). Gene Ontology annotation, biological process: regulation of transcription by RNA polymerase II. The coding region runs from base 1 to 678 and encodes 225 amino acids. Lineage: Eukaryota; Metazoa; Chordata; Mammalia; Chiroptera; Molossidae. Gene Ontology annotation, molecular function: transcription coregulator activity; double-stranded DNA binding. Gene Ontology annotation, cellular component: nucleus. The record is from RefSeq and is a predicted model, not a curated record. The transcript has a single exon.
AUGUCGGACUACUGCACGCCCAAGUACCAGAGCGGAGACCUGGUGUUCGCCAAGUUAAAGGGCUACGCCCACUGGCCUGCCCGGAUCGAGCACAUGGCCGAACACAACCGGUAUCAAGUGUUCUUCUUUGGGACCCACGAGACCGCCCUCCUGGGCCCCAAACACCUCUUCCCCUACGCGGAGUGCAAGGAGAAGUUCGGCAAACCCAACAAGAGGCGGGGCUUCAGUGAGGGGCUGUGGGAGAUCGAGAACAACCCCACCAUCCAGGCCUGCGACGACCAGGGCCCCCAGGAGAAGAGCGGCGCCGAGGGGCCCGCGCCGGGGCCAGCGCCCGAGGCCCCCGAGGCCGCCGAGGCCGCGAAGAGCGGAGACGAGGACGGGGAGCAGCGCGUCGACGAGCCGGCCCAGGGCCAGGACGAGGGGGGACCCCUGAAGAGGAGCGCCGAGGGCCUGCCGGAGGAGGCCCCCAAACGCCCCAAGGAGGCCGAUCCCGAAGGCAAGGAGGAGGAGGGAAAGGAGGCGGCGGCCUGCGAGGCGGCGAGGCCCAUCCUGCUGGAGGCGUUGGAGCCGGGCCCGGUGUGGGGGCCACCGCAGGAAGAAGGGGAGCUGCAGGAAGAGGCUGCCGAGGUGGAGGAGGAGGCCGAGGUCCCGGCCGACGGGGACCCUGAGAGCCUGUGA